AUUGUCAUCAAUAAAAGAGUGCACUACUUUUUUUAUUUUUUUCCAUACAACUAUUGACUUUAUUGACCACUCUUUUUAUCACCCAUUCAAAUUACUCUUAUCAAAUGAGAAAGCCAUAUCCUUACGGCGUUCCUGAUGGGAAAUCCUUUCAGAAAAAAUGUUGAAGACACUCAAAGCUGAUAUUCUACUCGCUGAUGUACCUCUAAUUGAUUACUCUGAUUUUGAUAAAGUCAUUAGCCAAUAUUUAAACCAACAAGAUUUGGAUGAUGAUCGAGGAGAAGUGUUCAAGGCAAUUAUAACAGCCUUCAAGACAAUAUCAGCCAAACACAGAAACAUAUCGAUAAAGAAAUACGUAGGAAAUGUAAAGGACUACUAUUGUUCACACAAAGAUCAAUUCUUAUCUUUGUAUACACACAAAUUCCAAUUGCUUGAAAAAGAUAAAGAGAAUCAACGCGACGCAGAUAUUGUAGCAGCUGAAGAGGUCUCAAGGGGUAUCUCCCAUGGUAGAAAAAGAUUAGCGGAACAGCAACCGAACAUGAAGCAACCCCAAGAAAAGACUUUGAAAACUAGCACGCCUUCACCUUUGUCAUCAUCCGUGUCUAGCUCUUCUUGUCGUUCUACUGUACCUUCCUCUCUUUCUAUGUCAAGAUUCUUAAAUCCAGAUACCGACACGGCUAUCAAUAUUAAUGAAAUCAGGAGUAAUCUCAAGGAAGAAGCCAAAGCGUUGCAUGAUAUCUUUGCAAGAGGAACUAUUCUCGAGCCUGCCCAGUUCAAGCGAAUGAGCCUUGGACUAUCAUCGAUUAUUGACUUUGGUGAUACAUCUUCCCAAGGGUUUGAAGGUCACAUGGGUUUUGUUGUCUGCAUUUCGUCUCCAGAAUAACUCCACUGUAAAAGCCAAGCAAUAUAUCAGACAGGUGAUGGAUGCCGAGUAUAAUAGCAAGGGUCCACAUUCCGAGAGUAUCAAAAUCUUAAAGGCGUUUGAUUUCAUGCUAGACUUAUAUGAUGAAAAUGCAUGGAUAUUCGAUGAUAAACAAAAAAAGUCUGAAAACGAUUUUUUGGCUGUAAUCUGGAACCCUCUGUUAAGAUCAAAGGUAUCCCCAAAACCUUCCAAUGAUUGAAUAUUAGCAGGGAUUCCAAAAGAAAACCGAGGGAGGG
Mucor mucedo is the source of this 1155-nucleotide messenger RNA. RefSeq lists its product as uncharacterized. The coding region runs from base 158 to 880 and encodes 240 amino acids. The record is from RefSeq and is a predicted model, not a curated record. The transcript is spliced from 2 exons. Lineage: Eukaryota; Fungi; Mucoromycota; Mucoromycetes; Mucorales; Mucoraceae.